GCAUAUAUUCCUAACUGCGACACAGGUGAUUUGCUAGAUAAAAUGAUAAGUGUCGCUUUGUAUACGUAAAUAAUAAAAGUAAACAUAAAUACAGCGUUCAGAAUGGAUUAAAAAUAGUUAUUUAAAGAAGCCGUCUUAAACAACACCUGACAACUGACAAUAAUUUAAUAACAAUUUCCAAUUUACCAAUCAGUUGUCAGUCUCUGUAAAUACAAAAAAAAAUCGAAAAAUGGCAGAUGAAGGCGGAUUUGAUCCUUGUGAAUGUGUUUGGGGCCAUGAGAUGGCCAUGAGAAGAUUGCUAUCAUUGUUACGACAAUCACAAUCUCAUUGCACGGAUAACGAAUGUUUUCAAACAGCCGACGGCAACCAAAAUUUAAGCACAGAUAACUUCGUAUUUACGACAUUAAUAAUUGCAUUUGCUUUGCUGAUGUACUAUUUUAGACCUCAAUCUGCAUCAUUGGAAGGUCCGUCGAAACCCUCUAAUAACGAUAACGGUUCAAAUGGAUUUCCACCGACACCACCUACGCUUUCAUAAUUUUGAAACGAGCUAAGUAAAUUCUUUUGCAAUAUUUCAGUUUUUUUUUAAUCUAGGGCGUACUGUAACUAUGUCGCUUUUUUAUUUGUUUAACACAGUAAAUAAAUUGAUAUUUAAGUUAA
Messenger RNA from Photinus pyralis (common eastern firefly), 657 nucleotides. Its product is annotated as small integral membrane protein 14. NCBI's taxonomy places the organism in Eukaryota, Metazoa, Arthropoda, Insecta, Coleoptera, Lampyridae. The transcript is spliced from 5 exons. Gene Ontology annotation, cellular component: endoplasmic reticulum. The record is from RefSeq and is a predicted model, not a curated record. Bases 230 to 535 code for a protein of 101 amino acids.